CGGACUUACAUUUUGCCGAGGAACCGAGAUAUAACUUAGUAGCUAGCUAACUUUUACCUCUUUGGCUAUCUCAGCCUCCAAUAUCAAAUUCAAAAUUUCUUGAGCCGAAAAUAAAUCCACCACAGUUGUUAACGAGGAAAACACGCUACUUAAAUCACUAGCGCUUGUGACUGCUUCAUUGUGAACAGUGAAUUGAUUCAAUGACUUUCAAACAUUUGAAGAUCUUAGCCUGCCUUGGAUGAUAUUUGUCUCUACUCUUACAUUUUGCAGUAUUUCAAGCAGUUUUCACGAGAAUAAAGCUGUUUGCCAUCUUAUCUUUUGGCGGAUGCGGGGAGGGAUUUAUGAUUGAUUAUAGCCUAAAAUAAGCAUCAUAUCGCCAGAACCUCACUAUGGGUUCCAGCCAGAAAAAAAAGAAUGAAAAGAAAAAGGACUUCCAGAAAACGAAACUGAAAGUUGGGAAAACUAAGCCGAAGCCUUCAAAUUUUACAGACACCAGCUUCCGGUCCCAAGCUAUCGUUCUAAACCAACAAUCCCUUACAACAUCAGCACGAUCGGCAUCGUCACAGUUCACUCACUAUUUGUCUCUUUUAAAUUCGAAAUCGGAUUCCCAGCGCAAGGACUCGCUUUCCUACUUGACGACAGCCAUUGUUUCGCGUCCGAUCAAUUCCCCCUUACCCCAGCCAGUCAGUGUCAUAUUACCGUCCCUUGUUUCCUUGAUUCUGGACGGUAGCAAUGCGGUCCGUAAUCAGCUUCUUAAGCUUCUAAAAUCGCUCCCUGCGCCAGAUAUGGAGGGACAUGUCUCCCAACUACUGCCCUACGUCCGCGCGGGCAUGACGCACCUCGCUGCUGAUAUACGACUAUCUUCUGUGGAAAUCAUUUCAUGGUUGGUAACUACUGCAGGGCAUGAGGUGGUCUCUUCACCCGGUGGGUGGAUAAAAACACUCAAUUGCUUCCUGUCUAUUUUAGGGUGGCAUACGAAAGAAUCAGCAAAGUGGUCGUCGAAUAGAGCCUCAUUUGGAAAAGCCGGUAGUGAUGGCAAACCUAUGGUUCGAACACUGCAAACUUUGGCGGAAUUUUUAAGAUCAGGUAUCGGCGCUACCGAGGAGCAUCCUGAGCUUGAUGAGAGUGAUUUAAUUGAGGACAAGGAGUGGAACUUCCCACUUACUCAGACAAGCCAUCAUAUUUUGCCGACCAAGUCUGCCCCGUUUGCCUACCUCAAUUUAUUCGGGCAGCCAAAAAAUGAGGAGGGCGAGAUGUAUGAAACCAGGGAAGAUAGGUUCAGGGUUUUCUCUGAAAGAUUCCUACCCGCUGUUGAACGUGGAGUAAGUCUAGCAAGGCAAGAAGGCGGAGACGUUGGGCGUGCAUCAGCAAGCGUCAGGAAGGUUCUGAAAGAAGCUAUAGCACUCAAUUCCGAGUCUUGACAUAUUUGCUCGUACUUAUAAAAGUCUAGCCGGAAAUGCUCAGACUAUUGUGACCCAAAUCGUCAACCUUACGUGGUUAUAUGUUAUGGGCUAAAGGGCAGCCUUUCACCCGAAUGAAUGGGUGGGGUGGAUAGUGUAGUAGUAAAGGUGCUGUCCAUGGAAGGCCCAUGGUAAGUAGGAACUGGCUAUGGGGGAUGGAUGACCUUUCUGAGACACCAGGAUUGCAGAUUUGAAUCCUCUCUUCAUCACAAGAUGGUUUUACUAUGAUCUAUUGAUUACAUUCACAAUAUGAGGCCAGCUCUUGACUGCAGAGAGCUAAUCAAUAGAUUAGAAGAAAAUGAUUUUCACUAUAUAUAUAUAAUUAAUAAACAGAAUGAUAUUAAGUUCUAGUAUAUAAAGAUUGUCUUC
Messenger RNA from Blastomyces dermatitidis ER-3, 1829 nucleotides. RefSeq names its product pre-rRNA-processing protein ipi1. Gene Ontology annotation, biological process: rRNA processing. The record is from RefSeq and is a predicted model, not a curated record. NCBI's taxonomy places the organism in Eukaryota, Fungi, Ascomycota, Eurotiomycetes, Onygenales, Ajellomycetaceae. Gene Ontology annotation, cellular component: nucleus. The transcript is spliced from 3 exons. Bases 390 to 1421 code for a protein of 343 amino acids.